AUUCACUCACACCGACCUAGGUCUUUCUUUUGUGGAACCGUCGUCAAAAUAAAGGAGACCUUUGUAUCAAAAAUUUCCCGAAAAUUAUAAAAAAUGGCAGAAUCGGAAAUAGUGGAUGCGGACCUUACAAUUGAUGAUUUACUUCCUAAAAGUCCAGAAAGUCUGGCUGAGGAGAAGAAAGAGAGUGGCAACCACUUGUACAAAUUUAAAAAUUACAAGGGUGCUCUUGUAAUGUACGAUGAGGCCAUCCAGCUAUGCCCGGAGAAUGCCUCUUACUACGGCAACAGAUCUGCUUGCUACAUGAUGCUGGGCAUGUACAAGAAGGCCCUGGAUGAUGCGCAGAAAUCUGUUGCGCUGGAUCCAACAUUCACCAAGGGAUACAUCAGAAUUGCAAAAUGCUGCAUUGCUCUUGGGGACAUCUCUGGCGGAGAGCAAGCCGUACGCAGAGCGAUGGAGCUGGGCGGCGCAGACUGCGCAACGAGCGAGCGCCGCGCGCUGGAGUCUCUGCGCAGGCUGCAUGAGGAUGCCCAGCGUGCCAUGGAGGCUGAGGACUACCGCCGUGCUGUGUUCUGCAUGGACCGCUGCCUCGACUACAGUCCGUCCAGCUCUAAGGCGAAAUUGACCAAAGCAGAAUGCUUGGCUAUGAUUGGACGCUGCCAGGAAGCACAAGAAAUUGCUAAUGACAUGAUCAGACAUGACAGUUUGGACGCAGAGGCCAUAUUUGUGCGUGGUCUCUGCCUUUAUUUUGAGGACAAGGAUGACCAGGCAUUUAAGCAUUUCCAACAAGUGUUGCGUCUUGCACCAGAUCACAAGAAAGCAAUGGAAACUUAUAAGAAAGCUAAGCUUCUCAAGCAAAAGAAGGAGGAAGGAAAUGAGGCGUUCAAGAUGGGCCGCUGGCAGCAAGCCCUAACCCUGUACAACGAAGCCCUCACCAUCGACAAAAACAACAGAGCAGUCAAUGCCAAGCUCUAUUUCAACAAGGCCACGGUGUGCGCCAAACUCAACCAAAUCAAGGAAGCCGCUGAGGCUUGCACCGCUGCUCUUGAAUUAGAUGAAAACUAUGUGAAGGCCCUUCUCCGUCGAGCCAAGUGCUACACAGAACUAGGAGAGUACGAGGAGGCAGUCAAGGACUAUGAGAGACUAUACAAGAUCGAUAAAAGCAAAGAAAAUAAAAUAUUACUCCAAGAGGCCAAGCUUGCUCUUAAGAAGUCGAAACGCAAAGACUAUUAUAAGAUACUUGGGGUCGAGAAAUGUGCAUCUGAAGAUGAUAUUAAGAAGGCUUACAGGAAGCGCGCCCUGGUGCACCACCCGGACCGGCACUCGGGCGCGCCGGAGGGCGAGCGGCGCGAGCAGGAGCGCCGCUUCAAGGAGGUGGGCGAGGCCUACGGCGUGCUCAGCGACCCCAAGAAGCGCGCGCGCUACGACCACGGACACGACAUGGACGACGACAGCGGCGGCAUGGCCGACAUUGACCCGAACGUAGUGUUCCAGACCUUCUUCAACCGCGGGGGCCAACACUUCGACUUCCAGUCGGGGGGAGGCUUCCCUGGAUCCGCAUUUAGCUUCCAGUUCGGUUAAUCUUUAGCGAAACUAACAAAACAAUGUCCCAGAUAGAUACAAAAAAAUUACUAAUUCUAUACAUUGCCAUUCCAAAUUAUUUGAACCAAAUUAGUGCACUUAAUUUGAUCAUGUAGCGACCACGUUUCUACUGAUUGUUUUAUACCUACUCGACAUU
Messenger RNA from Cydia amplana, 1735 nucleotides. RefSeq names its product dnaJ homolog subfamily C member 7 (gene Tpr2). The transcript has 8 exons. Gene Ontology annotation, molecular function: protein binding. NCBI's taxonomy places the organism in Eukaryota, Metazoa, Arthropoda, Insecta, Lepidoptera, Tortricidae. Bases 94 to 1578 code for a protein of 494 amino acids. The record is from RefSeq and is a predicted model, not a curated record.